Molecule: messenger RNA, 2436 nt
Organism: Peromyscus leucopus (white-footed mouse)
Lineage: Eukaryota; Metazoa; Chordata; Mammalia; Rodentia; Cricetidae
Gene: Mpv17l
Product: MPV17 mitochondrial inner membrane protein like
Exons: 4
Coding region: 67-651 (194 amino acids)
Cellular component (GO): membrane; cytoplasm
Source: RefSeq, a predicted model, not a curated record
UGUCCAAUCACUCCGGCGCCUGCGGCUCAGUCAGGUGUGCAGGCGCGGAAGGCACCCCGGGUGGGUAUGGCGACCUGGUGGCGUGCGUUUCCACGCGCAGCACGGCGCUAUCCGUGGCCCACCAACGUGCUGCUCUACGCUGGUCUUUUUUCAGCGGGUGAUGCGCUGCAGCAGCGGCUGCGGGGAGGCCCGGCUGACUGGCGCCAGACGCGGCGCGUGGCCACUCUGGCUAUAACCUUCCACGGGAACUUCAACUACGUGUGGCUGCGCCUUCUGGAGCGCGCGCUUCCGGGCCGCGCGCCGCGCACGGUCCUGGCCAAGGUGCUGUGCGAUCAGACUGUCGGUGGGCCGACUGCCCUCUCUGCCUUCUACGUCGGUAUGAGCAUUCUCCAGGGAAAGGAUGACAUAUUUUUGGACCUGAAGCAGAAAUUCUGGAAUACAUAUAAGAGUGGUCUGAUGUACUGGCCUUUUGUGCAGCUAACCAACUUCAGCCUUGUCCCUGUGCACUGGAGAACAGCUUAUACGGGACUGUGUGGUUUCCUCUGGGCCACCUUCCUCUGCUUUUCUCAGCAGAGCGGUGAUGGCACAGUCAAGUCCAUGUUCAUCUUCUUUCGCAGGAAAGAGGUGGGUGACGGGCCUCCAGAGAAGUGAGGAGUCCAGGACUCCCUUCCAGACUCAGUUACAUUUCUCCAUUGCUCUCAAUCACCUGCAGCAGGCCUGCUUCACUGAGCAGUUACUAUGGGCUCCAUAGGCCACUUGUUUCAAAAUGAUUGCUUUAACUGUUAUCCAAACCCUUCCUAUUCAUUCCAGUCUGAAAGUCUUGUUUUCCUGAUGUUUUCACAUCUCUAAUGCUUUGGUUAAAAUUACAACAGUGACAGGUGAUAUUUUAGAGUUAUUAAUACUUUUAUUCUAAUAUAAGACCAGUUGCAUUAAAAAAAACCCUCUAGUUUUGAUUGUUUAUAUUUCUAGCCUAAACUCUCAGGCAAUUUCCUACACACUUUGGGAUCAAAUUGCCUUUUGUCCUUAUAGUAAGUUUCUAUCUAUAUAGAAUUCAGUCAAGAAGAUUGAAUAACCAGCCUCCUCAGAUACUCAAUAAUAAUUUAUUAUUACACCAACAAUAAAAUUCUGUAAGCAGAUGUUUUUAUCUUCAAAAAGGAAUAAUGUUGGAUAUCUGCUAUAUAGAAUAUUUUAUUGUUGCUGUCUACUUGUUUUCUUUCUAAGAUAGGGUCUCUCUUUGUGUAGCUCAGGCUGCCCUGGAACUUACUAUGUACCUACCCCAGGUUGGGCUUCAGUCUUUCAAGUGCUGAGAUUACAGGCAUGAGCCAUCAUGUCUUACUCCUCUACUUUUAUAUUAUACCAUUCAAGUGUACUACUCUUUAAUUGAUAUCUUCUAGCUUUGAGAAGAUACAAUUGACAAGCACUCUAAUUCCUACAUACAUGAAAUAAAAUAUUUGGCUUCUUAAUGAACUAUAUUAAAUGAAAAUUCUAGAAAACUAAUCAUUUUCUUCCUCUCUAAGGAAGAACUCUAAUCUAUACUCUACCAGUGUACACAGUUUGCAGUAAUCCUCUUGCCUCUGCCUUCCAAAUGCUGGAACUACAACAUGAGCCAUGCCUGGCUUUGUGUGUGUGUGUGUGUGUGUGUGUGUGUGUGUGUGUGUGUGUGUGUGUGUGUUUAUGGUACUAGGGAUAGAACAUAGAGUCUUGCACAUGCCAGGCAAAAGCUCUGUCACUAGCUACACCCCAGGAUGCUGACAGUAUUCUUUUAUAAUUCAGUGCUUUAAAGUGGACUCAAGAAACAUCAGCCAGUCUUUCACAUUUAUUCAGUUUAUCUAAUCUCAGCCAGCCACCAUCAGGUUUCAAAAUUAUAUAAAUAACAAGGUGUGGAGGUGUGUGCCUGUCUACUUGGGAGACUAGUGGAGGAGGAUCACUUCAGCCUAGGAGUUCAAGACUGCACUGGACAAAACAGCAAGUCCCUGUCUCAAAACUAUAAAAAUAAAAAAUUUAAGACUAUGACUGUCUCAAGAAAUUUCAACAAUCUCUCCUAAAAAUGACCCCCAUGGGUCUGUUGCUUCUACUGGCAUACUUGACAAAUUUCAAAACAUGAAACACUGAAUUCUGAGUUUAUCUUGAGAAUGUACAUUUAAGGUCAUUUUUAGAAUUCAUACUUAAAUUUCUAAGCAAGUAAUUUAUAUGGUUUGUAAUAUGUUUGUAUUGUCUAAGUGACUAAGCUAUUGGAAUGUAAUAGAUAUGAAUGUAUUUUAUGUUAGGGCAAUAGUAAGAACAUUUCUUGGUGACUGUAUGCUUUUGAAAGUUGGGUGGCUUUAGUGGCCUGCCUGUGUUCAGUAGGUGGGAAUGGGAUCCCUGGGGCAACAGGGCUUUACUUGAGCAGCUGAAUGGAAUUAAUGAGCUCAGGAUUCAGCAGGAGAUAUUGCAUCA